UUUGUAUUCAAUUCUCCAAAGCGUAAAGUUUGUACUCGCGUUUUGAGUUAAUUUAUUUUGAUUUCGCUGAACUUAUCAAUUGUAGAUUUGAUAGAAUCGAAAUUCUCGUGAUAGGUAUAACUAUUGAAGUGAUUGUGAAUGUUAAAGUCUGCUCAUUGUGCCUUAUUUGAGCCAAAAUUAAAUAAAAUUCCCCGAAAGCCAUUGCAACAUAAUUUACAUUUGUUGGCACAAAGAACAAUUCAUUGAGUAGUGAACAGUGAGAAAUAGAAGAAGAAGUUGAUUUUUUACGAAUGUAGUUUGUUGUUGGUGAAGUCUGAUAACGGUUUUGUCGCAAAAAGUAGCAAAUUAUAUAUUGUUGUGUGCGAGACGUUGAAUAAUUUGCUCUUAUCAAGAAAACAAUUUAGUGAUUGCUAACAGCAAAUCGUGUAAUCAAUAUCAAUAUAUCAUUCAACGAAAAUCUUCACCGAAAAGUUAAUCAAGUAGCAAAAAUAUUACGUCAAUUGUAUUAAUUAUUUGCCGAAAAGCGUAACAGUGUGAAAACAUCGUUUCAUCAUCAAGGGACAAAUUUGAACAAAUAAUGAGACGAAAUGUUGGAAUCAGAGAAUUCUAGUAUGGCCGAGCGGCUCUACGACCUCGAACGUCAAGUGUUGGAGCAACAAGAAGAAAUCAUCUCACUUAAAUCGACACUUUCGGAAGUGUUACGUCGUCUAAAUAACCUCGACUGCAAUUCAUCACGCAUAUCAACAUCAACAUCCUCUUCCAGCUCUUAUGAAACGACAAUUAAGAAUAACAGAAUACGUUCCACACAAAUCACCACAACACUUGAUGGAAACGAUUGGCGGUUAAGGAGAAGUGGAAGCAACACAAAUAGUACAACAAAUUCGCCUUCUAGAUUUCAAGCAAACAACAAAAGCAACUUAAAUCGACGCUCAUUGCAUCAUCAAUCGAACGGUUCGCUUCAUUCAGCGGAUUCUCAAAGCAGCACAUCACCAGCACCAUCGCCACUACCUCGACCAGUUACUGUCCAUUCCACAACGCCAUUACAGUUGAACAAUCAACAUGCCUUGCAGAAUCAAACAUCAGCAUCAAAUCUUCUCGGUCAGAGUGGAACGAGUAGCCCAACAGGACUUGGAAAGCGUUGGAGCUCAACUGGUGACUUUGUGACAUCACCAACUAAUCAAGCAUCUUCUCCAACACUUCAAUCAACACGCUUCGCUACAAAAUCGCUGCUCAAUCUUCAAUCAAAAAAUGGCAUCGGUAAUGCUUUGAAGCAUGGUUCCAGUUCAGCACAAUAUGAUGAUGACAAUAACAGCAUUCGUAUGUAUUUACGUGGCCGUCCAGUGACAGUUUUUGUUCCUGAAAAGCGAGCCGACGCAAUCAAUUAUGAUGUCACCAAAGUUCAGCCGGCACCUAAUAAGAAGUUGAAGUUAGAUUGGGUGUAUGGAUAUCGUGGAAAGGAUUGUCGAUCCAAUCUUUACCAAUUACCAACUGGUGAGAUUGUUUACUUCGUAGCUGCAACGGUUGUGCUUUAUAACAUCGACGAACAAUCGCAACGACAUUAUUUGGGUCACACUGAUGACAUCAAAAGCUUGGCAGUUCAUCCAAAUAAACUUCUAAUUGCAACUGGACAAUGUGCUGGUCAAGAUAAGCGAAUUGCUUCACCUCAUAUUCGUGUUUGGAAUUCUGUGUCACUUGCGACCACAGCAAUUAUUGGUGCAGGCGACUUUCAAACAUCAGUUACGUGUGUAAGUUUCAGUCAAGCUGACAACGGAACACUUUUGCUUGCCAUUGAUGAUUCGACUGAGAAGACAAUUAGUGUUUGGGAGUGGCAGAAAGGUGACACUGGAAAGAAAAUAACUGAAACGAAAUGUUCAGUCGAUACUGUCGUUGCUGCUGAAUUCCAUCCACUUGAUCGCAAUCAAAUCAUCACCAUUGGAAAGAAUCACAUUGCAUUUUGGACACUUGAUCAGAAUGGUGCACUUUAUAAGAAGAUGGGAAUAUUUGAUAGUCGUGAGAAGCCGAAAUAUGUUACGUGCCUGACAUUCACUCCAUUCGGUGAUGUCGUGACUGGUGACUCCAAUGGAAAUAUUAUUUUAUGGGGACGUGGCACCAAUGCUAUUGGAAAAUUCGUCAAGAAAGUUCACGAAGGCUCAGUGUUUUCACUCUGCUCAUUGCGAAAUGGAAAACUUAUUUCAGGUGGUGGUAAAGAUGGCCGUCUGGUGUUGCUUGGCGAAGAUUUAAUGCCAGUUGGAUUGGAAAAUUACAUUGAACCACAUUUUGGUUCUGUUCGUGUUGUGACUCAAGGAAAAGGCAUGCAAUUGUUGGUGGGAACAACAAAGAAUUGUAUUCUUGCUGGUGAUCUUGAUAUGGGAUUCACACCGGUCGUUAUGGGCCACACUGAUGAACUUUGGGGACUUGCAGUUCAUCCCAACAUGCCACAAUUUAUCACUGGCGGUCGUGAUCGUUUACUUCAACUUUGGGAUACUUUAUCACAUUCUGUUGUGUGGAGUAAAGAUAUUGGUGAACAAGUUCAAUCUGUUGAGUUUACACCCGAUGGUGAAUUAGUUCUUGUUGGAUCGGCCACUGGAAAGUGGAUGGUUUUUGAUACAAUGUCACGAGAACUUUUAUCACAAUAUACCGAUGGACAGGAAGCCAUUCAAACAAUCAAAUGUGCACCAAAUGGGCAAUUGGUCGCGAUAGGAUCGCGUGAUAACAUCAUUUAUAUUUAUCAACGUACGAGUGUACCACACAAGUUCAAUCGAAUUGGAAAAUGUUCAGGUCAUUCAAGUUUCAUUUUGCAUGUUGAUUGGUCGGUCGAUAGCGACGUUUUGAGAAGCAAUUCUGGAGAUUAUGAGGUUUUGUUCUGGAAUCCGAAUCUAUGCAGGCAAAUUCCAAAUGGUUCAUCACUUCGUGACGUAGAAUGGGAGACUCAAACUUGUACUGUUUCAUUUGAAACUGUUGGAAUAUGGCCAGAUGGUGCUGAUGGUACUGAUAUCAAUGUUGCUAAUCGUAGCAAAGACAAGACAUUGCUAGCAACUGGUGAUGAUUUUGGAAAAGUUAAACUUUAUUCAUUCCCAGCAUGUAAACCUAAGUCGCUUUCAUACUCUUAUGGCGGACAUUCAAGUCAUGUAACAUCUGUUGGAUUUUUACAUGACGACACACGUUUAAUAUCAACCGGAGGAGCAGACACAUCAGUCUUGCAGUGGUCAAUUAUCUAAAAACAUUACUAAACGAAUUGACACGGAAUUGUUAUCUAAUCUUUAAUGCAACAAAAUUACUCUCUUUUUAUUCCGAUAUUAUUCGUAAAGAAAAAGAAACAAAUAUUUUUCGAUCAUAUAACACGAUGAAAUGAAAAGCUUACAUUAAAAUAAUUCCCAGAGAAAAGCAUGGAUUCCUUUGAAAAUCUAUUUAUAGGAUUUUAGAGUUAAUUAGUGCACAUUAAAUUAACUGAGAAUUUCCAUCUCUAUAAUGCCUCAAAAAGAAAAUGCUGUUGAAUCAUAAUUACCAAUCUAAUAUAAUUUUGAGCUAUGAAACCUUCUGAUAUUUAGAUGCAAAUUUAUCGCUGAUUGAUAUCACUGAUUCUACCAUGCUUAAAGAAUCUAACAUCUGACCUUCUUCAAACUAUAUAAUUAGAUUUAUUGAAGCCCUUAAAAACCUUACAAAAUUAAUUUUGCAUAUAUAAAAUCUUAUCACUAAAUAUAAUCUCCACAAUAAUUAACUUUAAUCACAACUAAUUUAUAAAGUAACUUUAGAAACUAUUGCACCUCGAAGGAGUUGAAUGGCUUCAUUGUGAGAACGAAUUUGCUUCGUUGCAGCAGAAUUUCCAUAAGCCUCAAUAAGCAAAUGUUUAAAAGUAAAACAAGUUUCUAAGAAUGACAGGAAAAUAAAGAAUAAAAUAAUGAACUUUUGAAUGAAAAUCUUUUCUUCCUUCUUUUUGUAUCAAAUUUUCUAAUCGAUUUUUUAAUCAACAAUUUGUGGAAAUAAACAUGAAAUAAUUUUCCUUCUCGAUAUGUUUUCUAAAUUCAGUCAAAAUGUUAUCUAGA
This is a messenger RNA of Clunio marinus, 4043 nucleotides long. NCBI's taxonomy places the organism in Eukaryota, Metazoa, Arthropoda, Insecta, Diptera, Chironomidae. The record is from the annotation of a GenBank genome assembly.